Messenger RNA from Nothobranchius furzeri (turquoise killifish), 2657 nucleotides. The record is from RefSeq and is a predicted model, not a curated record. Lineage: Eukaryota; Metazoa; Chordata; Actinopteri; Cyprinodontiformes; Nothobranchiidae.
GUUUUCUUGUUGUGAUGAUGUUGGUGAUGCUGCUGCCUCUGGUUUUAGACCAUCCAGAUGGUGAUGAUGAUGUUGCAGGACAUCUCCAGUGUCUUUUCCACUUUCCUCUAAAUGUUACUUUUUCUUCUUCUUAUCAAUUCCCAAAUUUCUCCUGAUUUAAUCUUAUUGUUGCUGUUUUAAUUUUUAUCCUGUGUGCACACUCUGCUCCCUCUGCGUGUCACGUUUGCAGUGGUGCAACAGAAGAGGGAAAGGCCACUGUCACAUUCGUUUAGUGUCAGAAGACACACGCGGAGCUCACGAGGAGCGAUGAAGAUCUGAUCUAACCUCUUCAGGAGGAUUUUUUCGUCUAAACUGAGAAAUCAUGAGCUCCCCAACAACAGCAAGUCCAAACAUGGAGGUGAAGAUGGUCUCCCAGGAGAUGGCAUUGCUUAGCAACAUAUUAGCAGCUUACACCUUCAUUGCAGACCAGCCUGAGAGGACAGCUCUGGUGUUUCUCGGCGGCGUCUGCAUGGGUCUUCUUGUCACACUGUGCGCCAUCGUCUUCCAGAUUCACUGUAGAGCAGACUGCCACUAUGGCAACAGUAACGACCUUCAGCAUCGCCACAAGGUCAGACAUCCCCGUCGUCAGCACAUCUGUGCCCAUCAGCCCAGCGACAGCCACCAGGAUCACGCCACUGCUGUGGUUGUGGCCUCCGGAAGAACCACUGGGGACAGCGAGACAGAGGACUGGGACGACACGACCGACCUGUCGGCACGAAGGCGCAGACGUUUCGAGAGAGCUCUGCUUCACGCCAACAUGUUCACAUCAUCUGAAGAACUGGACCGGGCCCAGAGGCUGGAAGAGCGUGAGCGUAUUCUCAGAGAGAUCUGGAUUAAUGGACAACCAGACAUCAGCACCGUCACUCAGAGCCUCAACAGAUAUUACUGAUGCAAAAGUAAAAAUAGAGACUGGAUGAAAAGAGGCAGACAUAAAGGUACAGGAAACUCCUUUGAAAAUUGCACCAACAGUUUUUGCACUGCUCCAAAAAGAUUUAAUCAGUCAGUAUGUCUGAAGGAGCCUCGGCGUCGUGUGAACAGGAGCGACACGUGAACUGUCCUGCUCUGGAACCACAUGGGACCGACGUGUUUGGAGGAAGAGAAGCAAAUUAAAAUGAAGACACAAACAAACCAACUCAUUCUAAUGUUUGAAUCUGCUGGGAGUUUCUGUUUUUACCAGAGACUUUCAGAAACAAAAACGUGAAGGAAACAUUUCAUAAGUGAACAGUCUUGCACUUUUCCUUGAUGAUCGUUGCUGUUUGUAAUCCUGCUAUAAUCCUGACAUGACUGCUGGAUUAUUUUUGUUAAUUUAAUAGCAGAGGAAUAGAAAAUAUGAUGCAAACCUAUCUCACCAAAGAGGAUCAUAUCAGCUCCAUGCAAGCAUGGAGGUCAACAUUCUGGUGCUUUCUGCUAACAACUGUGUGAUUUGUAGAUUACGACAAUCCUCAUGUUUGAGAUGAUUGUGCUUUAUUUAAAGAGUUAAACAUUAAACACGGAUGCCAGUGUUUCUGUAAUAUGGAUGUUUUGAGGGUUUGUCCUAGACAGACAGCAAGGUGCAGUCACGGUCAUAAUAAAAGUUUUAAGAAACCCAAAGAAGGUGAACAGAGAAGCUGUGACAGAGAAGAUGUGACAGAGGAGCAGGAUUGAACAAAAUCAUAAAGCAUUUCAAACUUUCCAUGAAGGACACUUCUAAAACACUCCUCUUGUGGGUUUCAUGCAUUUUUAAUUACAUCAAUAAAACCAUUUAGGUUGACAAACUGUGUUUGCCUUAAGAGCAAUUUGAGUGUGUAAGUGACUUCCCCUAGUGUCCAAAAUUAUUUCUACACAUUUUUCUCAGGAAAAAGUGCUUGUAUUUAGCACAAAAAGGGAAAAAAUAUAUAAUUAAUGAACAGAAAAAAGAAAAGUUAGAGAAGGCUCUAAGACGAUGACACAUUUAUGCAUUAAAAAAUUAUCAUUAUUUUAUGCUAUGAUUAUGCAAUUUGAGUGUAGUUGACCUACUAAUCUGAUCAAAUGGGGCAUAAUCCUUUGUUGACUAUUGUCACAAAUUCACCACCUUGAAGCGCCCACACAUUUACAAGAUUUGUACCGUCAUCAAAAAUCUGCCACAGUCCCAUGUAUGUCUAUUGCCCUCUAGUGGCAGUUCAUUUGGUGACAAGGGCCUAUGAUGUUUCUUUACUGCUAAUUUAAUUUCAUCAUACAGUAAAACUGAUCAUAUUGUUGUUAUAGUUGCAGUAGCCAACAAAAUGGUUUUAAAAACAAGAUUACUGUCGUUAAAACUGGGUCAAUGUUAAUAACCAGUCAGCAAUUUGUGCAUCUCUUAUCCGCUUUGAAAAGGAACAGGAUGGUCAAGGUAGUAAUGCUUUGAUCAUUUUACAGGGAUAGCACACAUCGGUGUGUUAACACGCUGUUAACAGCAAAUGUGUGUGUGUGUGUGUGUGUGUGUGUGUGUGUGUGUGUGUGUGUGUGUGUGUGUGUGUGUGUGUGUGUGUGUGUGUGUGUGUGUAAAUGUAUAUUACAUCUGUAUUUGUAAUUAUAUAUGUAUAAUAAUGUAUAUUUAUAUUGGUAAAUAUUGGUAAAUGGCAAUAACUGUAAUAUUAAUGUAGGAUAGCGAAAACUUUUGU